UGCAGACUGCUUCUACAAACAUUUGUGAAAGACUGUGCAAUAAGUUCAUGUGGAAUUUCCUUGCUACUAAAUAUUCCACGGUCAACUGUUAGUGGUAUUAUAAGAAAGUGGAAGCAACUCGGAACAACAGCAACUCAACCACAAAGUGGUAGGCCAUGUAAAAUGACAGAGCGUGGAUCAGCGCAUGCUGAAGCGCACAAUGCACAGAAGUCGCCAACUGUCUUCAGAGUCAAUAGCUAAAGACUUCCAAACUUCAUGUGGCCUUGAGAUUAGCACAACAGUGCAUAGAGAGCUUCAUGGAAUGGGUUUCCAUGGCCGAACACCUACAUCCAAGCCUUACGCAAUGCAAUGCAUCAGAUGUAGUGGUGUAAAACAUGCCGCCACUGUACUCUAGAGCAGUGGAGAUGUGUUCUCCGGAGUGACAAAUCACGCUUCUCUGUCUGGCAAUCCAAUGGACUUGUCACGGUUUGGCAGUUUCCAGAAGAAAGGUACUUGCCUGACUGCAAAGUUUGGUGGAGGGAAGAUUAUAGUGUGGGGUUUUUUUUUUCAGGAGUUGGGCUUGGCCCCUUAGUUCCAGUGCAGGGAACUCUUAA
Molecule: messenger RNA, 593 nt
Organism: Staurois parvus
Lineage: Eukaryota; Metazoa; Chordata; Amphibia; Anura; Ranidae
Source: the annotation of a GenBank genome assembly